Molecule: messenger RNA, 3447 nt
Organism: Populus nigra (black poplar)
Lineage: Eukaryota; Viridiplantae; Streptophyta; Magnoliopsida; Malpighiales; Salicaceae
Product: transcription factor EGL1-like
Exons: 7
Coding region: 925-2772 (615 amino acids)
Molecular function (GO): protein dimerization activity
Source: RefSeq, a predicted model, not a curated record
AUGUUUUAAGCUCUCAACACAAUGAAGAAAUGAAGCCAAAUUAAGCACUUGAUUUUUACACAUGGAAAGUGAAUGAGACAAGUGCUCUUUACAGCAUGUGUUGAAGCUCUUUUGUCUUAAAGCAAACCAUAGUGCAUCUCUCUCCGUAUCUGCUCGCCAUAGGAAGUAUUUUGAGCUGUUUUUUUGGUGAAAAUAAUUUUCACAAAGUUCAAAAAGAAGAAAGUUGUUUUGUGUGCACAGUUUUGUAGGUCCAAGUGUCUCAGUUUUCUGGGUCCGUGAGGACUCAGAUCUUUUAAUAGGCUCUUAAAUUGGUUCUUUUGUGUUUUCAAGAGAUAUAUAAAAAAAAGAAUAGGAAAAGGGAGAUGAGUGGGUGUAUUCAUGAAUUUUUCAUCCAUUCAUGAGCUUCUCCUUCUUGGGUUUAUUUUGAUAAAGCUAAUAUAAUAGAAUAUUAGCAGCAAUAAUUUAAAUCACCAUUUACAAGAUUGAGAGUAGAACACAAGAAAAAUCAUACUUCCAUUUAUUGUCCCUUUCCUUAUUAAAGCUCGUGUUUUGUCUCUUGUUUCAUAACAGGAGAUAGCUUAAUUACUACACUCGUCUAGAGAGGGGACCUUAGCCUCCGAAGAAGUAUGUUUUUCACUCCUGCUAAAAAGUUGAGCAAGAGCUUUUUCUGUGGUUAAUUUUCAAGCUUCAUUACUACUCACAAAUUCCAACCUUGAGUUUCUUGUCUUUGUAGUUUUCUUGAACAAACCCACCUUUUGUAUUCAAGAAUCAAGAUUUAAAGCAUAUGGUUGUUCAGAUACUGAAAAUUCCGUUGUCAAAGUUUCUAAUGUUUAGAAAUGCAGAAGAGAGAUUAAAGCAAGAUCCUUUUUUUUUUCUUUUCUGAUCUGAUAAAAGAGGUGUGCUUUAUCCUUUUGAGCUUAAGAUAUGGCAAAUGAGCUCCGUAACCAAGAGAGACUACCAGACAACCUCAAGAAACAGCUUGCUCUUGCUGUGAGGAGCAUUCAAUGGAGCUACGCAAUCUUCUGGUCAAAUCCAACUGGACAACCAGGGGUUUUGGAGUGGGCUGAUGGGUACUACAAUGGAGAUAUUAAGACACGGAAAACAGUUCAAUCCAUAGAGCUUAAUGCAGAUGAAUUGGGUUUACAGAGAAGUGAGCAAUUGAGAGAACUCUAUGAGUCACUGUCGGCUGGUGAAGCCAAUCCACAAGCGAGGAGACCUUCAGCUGCAUUAUCCCCAGAAGAUCUCACUGAUACGGAGUGGUAUUAUUUGGUUUGCAUGUCCUUUGUAUUCGACAGUGGCCAGGGCUUGCCAGGAACAACAUUAGCAAAUGGUCACCCUACCUGGCUAUGCAACGCUCCUUCUGCAGAUAGCAAAAUAUUCAGCCGCUCUCUGCUAGCUAAGAGUGCAUCAAUUCAGGUUUUGGAGGACCCAAGUCUCAUUCAACACAUCAAGACUUCAUUCUUGGAGAUCCCAUACACAGUAACUGCCAAUCAUUCUAGUGCAAAAAGUGACAAAGAGCUUGCCUGUGCCACUUUCAAUCGUGAAAUACAUGACACCAAACCUGUUCCAGUUAUACGAUGUAGAGAAACAGACACACUUUCCCCUGAUGACAAUUCAAAUGAUCAGGCAGCCACAGAUACGAUUAUGGUUGAAGGGCUAAAUGGAGGAGCUUCCCAAGUGCAAAGUUGGCAGUUCAUGGAUGAUGACUUCAGCAACCGUGUUCAUCAUCCCUUGAAUUCUAGUGACUCUGUAUCUCAAACCAUUGUAGAUCCUGUGAUGCUUGUUCCUUUUCUGAAGGAUGGAAAGGUAAAUGGCCAGAGUCUUCAGGACAUUCAAGACUGCAAUCACAAGAAGCUGACUGCAUUGAACCUUCAAAGCGAUGAUUUGCAUUAUCAAAGUGUUCUCUCGUGUCUCUUAAAGACCUCCCAUCCAUUAAUUCUUGGACCCAAUGUCCAGAAUUGUUAUCAGGAACCGAGCUUUGUCAGUUGGAAGGAAGCAGGAUUGAUGCAUUCUCAAAAAUUGAAAAAUGGAACUCCACAAAAACUACUAAAGAAGAUACUGUUUGAAGUUCCUCGGAUGCAUGUUGAUGGUUUGCUGGAUUCCCCGGAAUAUAGUAGUGACAAAGUUGUAGGUGGCAGGCCCGAGGCUGAUGAAAUUGGCGCAAGCCAUGUAUUAUCAGAGAGGAGGCGAAGAGAAAAGCUGAAUAAAAGGUUUAUGAUUCUGAAAUCAAUUGUCCCUUCAAUCAGCAAGGUUGAUAAAGUAUCUAUACUAGAUGACACAAUUCAAUACCUUCAAGAGCUUGAAAGAAAGGUUGAAGAGUUGGAAUGUAGGAGGGAGCUUUUAGAGGCAAUAACCAAAAGAAAACCUGAAGAUACUGUGGAGAGGACAUCUGAUAACUGCGGCAGCAAUAAGAUUGGAAAUGGUAAAAAUUCGUUGACAAAUAAGAGGAAGGCUCCUGACAUUGAUGAAAUGGAGCCAGAUACCAACCAUAACAUAUCAAAAGCUGGUUCAGCUGACGAUAUAACUGUCAGCAUGAAUAAAGGGGAUGUUGUAAUCGAGAUCAAGUGUCUUUGGAGGGAUGGAAUAUUGCUCGAGAUAAUGGAUGCAGCGAGCCAUCUCCAUUUAGAUUCUCACUCAGUUCAAUCAUCCAUCAUGGACGGGAUUCUUUCGCUGACUAUCAAAUCAAAGCACAAGGGAUUGAAUGCUGCAUCAGUUGGCACAAUCAAACAUGCCCUUCAAAUGGUUGCUGGGAACUUGUUUUCGAAUCGAUGACUGUAUGAUUAGUAUUCACUGCUUCAGUCGUAAGAUUCUGUGUUGUGGAGGGCUUCAUAGAUCAGAGCUAAUGAACAUAGAAUUUCCUCGACGUAGAGGAGUCCAAUAAACAGAAAAUGCACUUAUUCCGAACAUUUAUGUCUAAUAAACAUUUAUGUUUUGUACGUGUAUGGAAUAGUGGAUUACUUGUAAGAUAAGUGGCUUCAAUGACGUCACAUCAAAGGAUCGAAGGGUGUAAAGCCGAGAGAAAUAAAGAUAUGAAAGUAAAGUUUUGAUCCACUGAAUUUCGGCAGGUGCAUUUGUUAUGGCCUUGCAUUCCGUUUUAUGGAUCAUGAAAGAAGGCACAUCUGAUUUGUUCAAAAUCUGGGACGUGGACAAGUCCAGUUUGCUUCGAAGAAGAACAAGUAUAUAGCGGCGUUGAGACAAGUAAAGGCCCUUAUCACUUCAAGUAGCCUAUACGCCGAGAAAGAAGCUGAGUUCACCACCAAGGUUUUUGACUAGAAAAUCGGUCUCCACAGCUCAUGGAAGCCUGGCUUGGGAAGAUAAAUAGAUAGAUGACAGGAAAAGAGAGGUCGUGUUUUGAUUUGUUUUAGUGCUCAUCGUGUAAAACAUGCGUGGAGAACAGUAAGCAACCCUAAGUAUCUCGCUAGUAUUAUGAUCGCGAUUGGUUUUAAA